AAGUCUGUUAUCCAGAGCAAAUAUGGCUUCCUGAUGCGCGGUGAAAGUCCAUGAAGCCCGAAAGAAAAGUCAAGCAAAAUUUACCGGGUUUUGGGACCAUUGGGCAAAUCAGAUAACUCAUCUGCUUUAUAUUUCGGCAAUGGAGACUCGGAAACUAUAAUAUUUAUAUGAGCUACCUUGCUAAUAAGGUCCGAACAGGGGAAUAUUCUCUUCGAAUUGAUUCUCGUUGAAUCGAAUGUUUGACUUUCUCGCCGAAGUCAAUUCCUAUUUUGUGUGAGGAUGGGAAAAAUACUGGAUGUCACAUGAGAUACAAAAAUGCUUGAACCCGAAGUUCUCGAUCCAGAAGAGCUGUCAGCUGAGAAUUUGGAGUCAUUCUUUGAAGACGAGACAUUUGUGGACUAUUUCAAUACCUUCCUCGCUUUGCCAUGCUUUGCAGAGCGCCUCUUCUUCAACAAAGAAAUUGGUUUGUUUGAGGAGUUUGUACAAAAACUAGCAGAUGAUGUUGGAGAGGGGGAUGCACAGGCAGCCUCUCAACUCAGAAACUUAACUCACUUCAAAGGGACCAUCUACAAUGUCACUAAUAAUGAGACUCGGAUUGGUUACUAUGUCUCAGUCUUGGACAAAGCAGCAAGUUUUAAAUUUGUUCUAGAGAACCGUAUCCCGUUAUUCCUGAAAAGUGAGCUGUAUGCUGAGUACAAGCUCUCUCUUAUCCUUUCUACUGUGCAGGCCUCACUGUUAGGUGAUUUCACUGGAGAGGAGGAAUUCAAUGACAUCAGGAGUGGUUCACAGCUCAGCCGCCAACGCAGUGUUGUAAGCUUUAAUUUGGGAAGCCCAGAAAGGGAGUAUUCCGCUGGCAGCCGUAAUGCUGACUCACCCCACAUCCGCUCCAUCGAGGAGACAUUCGGAGCAUGGCAAGACUCGUUUCGCCAAGCUGACAGUAGAGCAAGUUUGUACAACUAUGCUGAUGCAAGUCUUAUGUCCGCUCCUGAGAUAAGGGAACCCGAAUCGGAAAGUUGUUCUGAGUCAAGUGAAUUUGAUAACAAUGAUCUCGGACUUAAGGACGAAGGCAGACCUCAAUCUAGGAUGAGCUAUCUAAGUGAUGUGUCGGCAGAGUCUAAUGCUGGUUCGCAGAUUGGAUCGAUGGAUACCACUCUGAGGGACGAGAUUGACAUUGACAUGAACAGCGAAAUUGAUGAAAGUGUCCAUCAGUCUGUACAGGAAAAAAGUGAAAUCGAAAAUAAUAACGACUCGCUAAGUCAAAAUAAAGUUACUAAAUACGAGGAUAAAGAAUCACAAGAUUCCAAUAGUAAUCCGCAUAGAACACAAGUGAACACUGAGUCCAAACAGGAGACAUGUGCAGGUGAGGAAGGAACUGCUACUGAGAAUAGUGAUAGUGUGAACAUAGCGCAGCCUUCACCAGGCGCUGUUCCACCUCGUAGGGUGACUACAGAUGGACCUAGAUUCAUCGAAGGACAGUUUCUUAGACCCAAAUCUGGGCUCACUGUCGAGACGAUCCCUGAGGAAGCUGAAGAUAGCGAUAAUUACUCGAGCAGGUCACCUUCCAUUACCGGAAACUCCUUUAGCGCACAGGGAUGUGACUCUGUGUUUGACGCGGAGGCUGAGACCAAUAGGACAACAACAGAACUGGCCGUUGGCAAUCCAGAUGAUUCUGGUGAUACAUGUAGAAAAUGUGGACGCAGUUUGAUAGAUGUUGAUGAGCAAAAUUCAGAGGAUUUGUGCGAGUCUUGUGUUGCUGAUGCAAGUCCUGACAACUCAAAGUCUGCUUCGGAUGAUAGUUAUGCCAAUCAGAGAGAACUACCUGAUCACAGUGCAUCUAGGAUUAGUUUUGAUGAUAAUUUUGAAAUAAGCUAUGUCGAACGCGAGAAAGGAACUGAGGAACCAGAAUCUCACACUGGAGCAGAAAACAAAGAAGAUAUAGACAAAGAUGGGAGUCCGGAUGGGAACGACGACGACACUGAUGAUACUAAUUGUAGUGAUGGAAAUAAUAGUGGCGAUGAAGAUGAUGUUGUUAGCGCCAAUGAUAGUGAUGGAAAUGAUAAUAAUGAUAAUAUUGAUAGAGAUGGUGUUGUUGGUGCUAAUGGAAAUAAUAAUGAUGAUGUUACAGACGGUGCUAGAAAUAGUGGCGAUGAUGGUGAUGGUAGUAUUGGGGGUGAUGCUCAAGAUGACAGGGUGGGCCCACACUCCCCUACUCGCCCUGCCAGCGCUGACACAGGGGGCGGAGAGGACACAGAAUCGAACAGCGUGUUCACUCUGCAAGGAAUCCGCGGAAUUCUUAGCUCACGCAGACACAGCAGUAUCGCUGCGACUUCCAUAGGUUUCGAUCUCGAUCAGGAAUCCGAUUACGAUGAGGAUGAAGACGAUGAGGACGAUCGCCCUUAUGACUUGUCCACCAAAGAUGGCAUGGAUGAAUUCAAGGAGUUCUUGAUUGGCACAAAUGGCGAAAAGCAUCUCAGACUUUGGGUUGAUGUGGAGUGUGCCAAACACUUGUACGAAGAGCAGGAUAAGCAGUGGUUGGCGGGCGUGGUCCGCGAGCGGUACUGGAACAGCGGUGCUCUGUACGAGUUAACGACUGCGACCAAGAGGCGACUGGAGAUUGAUAAUCCAUCUAAAGUAACUUUUACCAGGCUAAUGGACGCGCAGCACUGCGUACUAGAGCCAAUCACAGCCUACUGGUGCCCACGGUUUACCAUGCAUCAACAAAGACGGCGAGUGCGCGGCUUUGACCUCGAGUACAACCGACUUAUGGCCGAACGGCCGAAGUCGUGCUUCCGAAGAGUUAACGAGCUGAGUAACCUCCCGCAAGAACCGGAAUCGUGUGGCCUGUCUCGAAUCACAUGUGCACAGAAUUCGGUCACGUGCUCGCAGGUUUCAGCCCAGGGUUCGCAGGACUCAAUCAGGUGCGCCAAGCAGUGGAUGCGUCCCCAGAGCUCGCGUGUGCCGAUGGGAGAAAAGGCAAGACCUGUGACAGCCAAGAAAAGGAUACGCUCCAAAUCCGCCCACCCGAGGCUGAUCCCAGCGAGUACGCCGAUGCAUACUAAUGCAAGCACUACACAGCUACAGAAUAUCCUGGUCUCCGUACGCAAGGGCUACGGGUAUAACGAAGUAAAGCCUGCAUCAUUUCCCUCAGAAGUCAUACCUGAGUACCAUUCAUCGGUCAGGCUCUAUAUCAACCCCGUCCCCACCCCCCACGGGAAGGUGCAAAAAAUGCUCAGGCUUCUGCAUCGCACAGCCGUUUCAGCUGACAAUCCUCAGCCAAUCAGAUGCGCGAAGCAACGCGAAGCAUCAGGGGGCAAUAGCAUGGAUGCACUGAUUGAAGGGCUGAUUUUAGAGAAGCAGACCGGGGGUUACUUUGAGGCUUUCCUCAGGAGACUGGGUAACAAGUUGUGGGUUGAUUGUCUUGAGUUCUGGAAGUCACUUCAAGAUUACAAUGCAUACUUCUUUGCCGACUCACUCAACCCGUCCGUGUUAGCCAAGAAAGCCAGGUCGAUGUAUGCCCGCUUUAUCGUCGGUGGUGGUUGUCAAUCCAUUGGCCUUAGUAACGAGAUACAAGAUCAGGUUGCUAAGCAAUUGGAACCGGCGUAUGAGGAACUCUUUGACGCCGUAGAGGACCACGCCCUUCACUGUCUUCUUGAGCCCUGGCAGAUGCUACAGAAAGACGAGGAGAAGGACUACGUGGUGAUUACAAAAGAACAGAAGCUAUGUCAUCUGGAGCUAAAAAUGCUACCUCGUAGACGGCAAAGCAUUGUACAAGCACAACAGGCCGGAUUCGUAGACGAAGAUGUAGAUAAAGAUAAAAUUACAAUCGAAGAAGCCAAUAGUCCAAUGCCCGUCCCCAAGGAUGGUUUCUCUUUUGACGUUCUCAUUAGAAGCAGGAAGGAGAUUGAAUACUUCAAAGAGUUCCUUAACAAGAAACACACCAAGGGAAUCAAGGACCUGAUGGCGUGGACGGACAUGGAGACAUUCAGGAGAAUUCCCAAGUUCAUGGAGGACAAGCGCGACAAAAAAGCUGUUGAAGUCCGAAAUAGUUGGCUAUCCAAGAAGUACUUCUUUGGAAACGAUAGCCCAGCUUCACGCGAGGGACAGCACCUUAUCAUGAAUGUGAAUGGCGGGCGUGUCAUUAAGGAGAGGCCAACAUCGCCGGUGAUCACAGAAGCGCAGAAGUUCGUGCGUGCACGCAUAGAGAGGCGCUGGUUACUGCUGUUCAAGCAAACUGCGGAAUUCCUGGACCGACAGAAGCCCAAGGUGUCUGCGCCGGAAGUUGUAGAGGAUAUCCUUCUUAAGAGGAGACUGCAAAGGAGUGAGGCCGCCUGGAAGAUCUUAAACAGCCGUUGGGUUUCGUCGUCACGUGACGUUGUUGCCUUGCGCAAUCAGCUACUGAACCCCAGUCUCUGCUCGGAGUUCAAGACUUUCGUUGCGCUCAAGGGAGAGACGUUUGAGAAUGAUGUCGAUUUCUGGCUCGAGGUUCAGAAAUUUAAGGAUUUAUGCCACACGAAUGCGCAUGACGGGCUGAUUCGCCGCAAGGUCCAGGCCAUUAACGAGUGUUUCCUGAACUCCGCCAUCUCCCCCGAGCUGCAGAUAGACAUUCCUAUCGAGAUGGCGGAGAAGCUCGUGGAACGCCUGACGGCGCGUCAUCUACACGUGCAUCCGUACAUCUUCAGAGAGGCGCAGAUGACUGUCUUCAGGGUACUUUUCAAUCACUGGAAGGAGUUUGUCGCGUACCGCAGCAAGGCGAACCCUGCGAAUCAGACCCUUCUACAGCACCUCGAGGAUCAACUCAGGAAACAGAGAGCUGACGUGCGAGCGAAACGGGAAGCAAGCGAGAGGCGCAGAAUGGCACGACUAAGCGCAGAGAGGAGAAGAAAGGACAAAGAGGAGAGGGAGAGGAAGAGGAUGGAGGACUUAGCCAGCCUAUUCAGUCUAGAGACUGCGUCCAUUUUCUACUCAGAGGAAGACGAAGUGUCCUCCUGGCACUACUCCAAGCACAUCGUGGAGAUGGAGCGACAGGAACACAUCCGCCGUCUACGCGCGCAAGGGAUUGUGGUACCAGACGACGCAUUCUUAGAAACCGAGAAAGAGGACACAAAAAGUCGACGUUCCAGAUUGUCUGUAGCAGCGAAGUCUAGCAAUCUCCAAGAGGGUAAACCAUUCAAGCUAAAAAACAAGAACUUGUCAGGUAGAUCAGGCUUGGAUGGUGGAAGUGAUAAAAAGAGCAGUGAUCGGAUAUCCGCUCGCAACGUGCUACUGCGUAAUCUCAAGAAACAGCACGCUGACAAGGCACCGCAGUCGCCGCUAGCCGACCGACGCGGAUCGAUUCGCUCCCAGUCCCCUUGCAUUUCGACCACUCGUCGAGGCUCGGUGAUUUCCCAGAAGUCAGCACGGUUUAGUUUAACCGGGAAAGAUGAAAAGAAGCCAACAGAAGGCAAAGAGGUGAAACACGAUGACACGACCAAACCAGAACGUGAGGUCGCCAGAGAGGACACGAAAAAAGACGUGAAGGUAAAACAGGAGAAGUGUCCAGUGAAGGUACAAGAAAUUCAAGUCAUUCCAAAUGAGCCCAGUGAAUACGCCAACGACUUUGCUAAAGCGUUACUAAAAGAUGAAGAGCCACAACAAAAAGCAAGAGGGAAGCUUUUAUCGGGACGAACACAGAAGAACAAACGAAUGCUCCUCAGUCCCGGGAAAGUGAAAGGAGGGACGAAAGGCGUACCUUUGGAUGCGAUAUCAUGUAUAAGUGACUAUAGUAUUGUUAGUAACAUAGACUACCCGCAGAGGGGGCAGGUAGUGACUCCACCCAAGCAGCUCAAGGGAUCCGCGUCGCAACUGACGCUCAAGUCUCUGAAGGACUUCACGGAUUCGCCGGAAGGAGCACCACUAGCGGUUCCGUUACCGCUGGUCAGAAUAACCUCGGCCUCACAGAAAGAACUGUCAGACGGUGAGGGUUCCCAAGGCGACCCGGCACUCGCGUCAUUUAGGCCACGUCGCCAACAUAUUAUCACCAUGGCAACGAGAAAGAGUUCAGCAAGAGAGAGACGAAAGAUGCUGGGUACUAGGAACUCUGAGCCGGUCGUUACCCCGGAUGUAAUUGUUAAUUAGCGGUUUUGGCUACAUGACAGAAAUUCCAAUUUUUGCUGGAGCAGAAUUUGAAAACAAUUUGAAUUCAAAAAUUGCCCAGAAAUAUGAACUGGUGUUUAGUCUAUAAACUACACCACUGAAGCGAGUGUCAGAGUUAUUCCUUUUUGUGAUUAGCUAUUUGUAUUCAGUUAUUUAUUUUUUUCAUUUUCCUGUUUUUUUUUUCAUAAUAAACACCAUAUUGUACACUAAUCCCCCAUUGCAGCCGUUCUGGACUCGUCACGCUAGGCGGCGAUCGAGGAGACUUUACACGUGUAAAGUCUAAAAUAAAUCAUUUGGAUCCUGUUA
Messenger RNA from Nematostella vectensis (starlet sea anemone), 6438 nucleotides. RefSeq lists its product as uncharacterized. The record is from RefSeq and is a predicted model, not a curated record. Gene Ontology annotation, biological process: regulation of signal transduction. Gene Ontology annotation, molecular function: G-protein alpha-subunit binding. Lineage: Eukaryota; Metazoa; Cnidaria; Anthozoa; Actiniaria; Edwardsiidae. The transcript has 22 exons. Bases 316 to 6114 code for a protein of 1932 amino acids.